UAUGCGUUACGAAGUUGGUUGCAUUUGUUUUUUAUUCGCGUUCUAUUUUUGUGUGUGACGGUCCUGUCGAGUUGAAAGGAUAUUAUUUUGCAAAAAAAUUGAUGAUAUUCGUGUAGAUCGAGUCAUUUGCAAAUUUCCUCCCGAUUGCGAAACUAAGUAAAAUGCAGAACGGAGAAGAAACACCGGUGGCAGCAGAAACAGCGCCGACGCUGCCAGAGGAAAUCACAAAGCAGUCGUUCCGGCUCAAGAUAUGGCGUCACUUGGAGACCAACGGCCUGGCAAUGUUCCCCCGGCCAGUAUACAACCGUAUACCCAAUUUCAAAGGCGCCGCCGAGGCAGCCGCGAAGCUGGCCGAGUUGGACGUCUUCAAGAAUGCCAACAUUAUCAAGGUCAACCCUGAUAAACCCCAAGAACCUGUCAGGGUUAUUUGCCUAGAAAAGCACAAGACCUUGUACGUGCCUGUGCCUCGUCUGCAAAAUGGUUUCCUAAACCGUCUGGAGUUGCCCGAAGGAGAAACCAGACCGGCAUCGAUCAGGAAGGCAGUGUCCCGUAACGGCAUGGAGACUUUUGGACAGCCUUUGAGUAUCGAAGAUUCCGUCUCCCUAGAUCUUGUCGUGAUGGGUUCGGUCGCUGUAUCGAAGGAGGGAUAUCGUAUCGGUAAAGGCAAAGGUUAUGGAGACUUGGAGUUUGGUCUCAUGAUGCACAUGAAAGCAAUUAAACCGAACACCCUGGUCGCGACAACCGUACAUGAUUGUCAGGUAUUCGAUACUCUACCAGCUGAGCUGUUUGGGCCGCAUGAUGUACCCAUAGAUCUUAUCAUCACACCAACCCAGGUGAUUGAAACUCAACGUAUGAGCCAGAGGCCAGUUGGCAUCCUGUGGCAUCUCUUAUCGAACCGCCGCAUACAACUUAUGCCCGUUCUCGGACAGCUAAGAGACAUUGAAAUGCUCGCGGGUCGCGCGUGCUCGCUGAAGGAGGACGACACGGACGUGGAGGAGCGCGCGGGCGCCGCACGCAGGCGCACGCGCCGCCGCACGCGCUCGCACAAGAGCCACAGCGAGGGGGAGGGCAACACCACAGAGGGCGAAGAGGGUAAACUGUUCAAGCCCCGUCGUUCGCAGCGCCGUCGCAACAGUAACAAGUCCGUCAGCAAAGACGAGAAGGAGGGAAAGGAGGGUAAAGAGGAUAAGCCGAGGCGUCCGAGACGCCCGAAGCCCGUGAUCGAUUUCUCUGUCAAGAUAUCGAAUAUCAGUCCCAACACUCGGGUGCGCGAUUUGAAGCAAGCGUUGUCUGAACGUGGCGUCAAGCCACAAGUUAUGAUCUGGAAGGGCUUCCGCGGUUUCUGCUAUUUACAUUUCUUCAAGCCAGGACCACAAAAGGGUGAGGGCGACAGUGUCCCGGCUGCGAACAUGGAGAGCGUGCUGGCUGCCUUGUCGCAGAUGUCCGUCGGCGGGUCCGGCGGCGGGCCAGACGAGCCGCGCGACGACAAGCCGCGGCUGCUGUGUGUGGAGCCCGCGCCGCCCCGCAACGCGCCCGCGCCGCCCACUGUACCCGAGGUGAGCCGACCGCUGUGUGUGGAGCCCGCGCCGCCCACUGUACCCGAGGUGAGCCGACCGCUGUGUGUGGAGCCCGCGCCGCCCACUGUACCCGAGGUGAGCCGACCGCUGUGUGUGGAGCCCGCGCCGCCCACUGUACCCGAGGUGAGCCGACCGCUGUGUGUGGAGCCCGCGCCGCCCACUGUACCCGAGGUACAUUAAUUCCUGCGAACCGAAGCGAUCGACGCGGAGUCCCAGCAUUAUAAUGAUUUCUAAACACGCAUAAUAUGAACGUUGCUCGCUUUAUUUGCACAUCGGACGGGGCUCCUGUCGCAUUCCGAUAUUAAUUGUUUUAGCUUUAAGGGUGAUUUUUGUUUGUGUCGUGCCAAUCUGCGACGUUUGUGUAGCUAUAAGCGGAGUCGGAUGAAUAUGUUUGUAAUGUAGGACCAGGACCAUUUCUUACCAAGUUGUAAACAAAAGUAGAUUUAUUAUUAUUCGAAUUUUAUCAAUAGAUGUCUUUAAUUGUUAAAAAAAUAAUAGUUCAUAUAAUUUGAAUUGUUAUUAAAAAUUACAGUUUGAAUAUUUCAAUGUGACACGGUUUUGAAUAACCUACAUACAUAUAUUUCCGUUUAGUGUUGUUGAAGUUUCAAUUGAAUUAAAUUUAAUUGUUAUUAAAGUUGAUUGUUGUAUCUGAAUCCUUCAACAAACCUCAACGUUCAUACGCUUCGAUGUUUUGUUGUUUUUAUCACUCGCGUGGCACGACACAUUGGUUAGAGAGAGUGAGCUAUAUUUACAAAGAAUACGAAAAUAUAUCUUUAUGAAUGUUUUAGUUGUUUCUCUAGUCUUAAUGUUAGAUUAUUAUAUAAAUAUGUUUACGACUCCUCGUUUUCAAUGCAAAUACUUUAAGCAUUCUUCCAUAAUUUUAAAAGAUGCUAUAUUUUAGUAUAGAGUAGAGAUUCAUUGAAGAUUUUAUUAUAUAAAAAAUAUUAAGGUGCUUUCGUAAACGGGACUCCGGACGUGUUUAAUUAAAUUAGUUUAAAAGGAUUUGAUUAGUUUUUAAGAAUAUUUAUUUUGAAAGUUUUCAACGUUCGGACUCCCGUUUCAGUCUCUUGUAUAUUUGUGCCAACUUGUAAACGCGAUAUUAUUAGUGGAGUUUAAAAUAUAUAUGUAUAUAUAUAUAUUUAUUUCUCUUACAUGUUAGCGAUAUGAAUUGAUAUAACUUACAUAUCGAAGUGAAAGGUUGGUAUAAAUAUUUUUUUAACUAAACUUUACUUUUUUCAGUAUUAGGUAACGGGUUAUUUAUGACUCGGAUAGUUAAUAUAUACGUCAUAAUAAUAUAUUUAAAUUAUUUACGCGAAAAUAGAAUUUCGCAAGUCCUAUGGUCUCUUAGAUUGAAAAAAAAAAUAAUACAUAUUUUAUAUGGGAAUUUGUAUUAAUGUAUUUUUCGAAACAUUUCGGUUUCUGUCUGCGGAGUAGUUUGUAGCUUCGUAUACGAAAAACAAAAUGCAUUCUUUUCAUUCAGAAUUAGAACGUCGGUUUGGUAUUCAAGCGCGUUUUUUAUCGUAGAAUAUUUUAAUGCAAAUACAAACAUAUUUACACAUCUGUGCAAAUUUAUUAACGGCGUUUUCUAUUCAAAUGUUUAAAAGUUGUUGUGUUUUUUUUUUUAAUAAGUGCAAUGAAAACGCGACGAAAACGCACAUGAUGCUUUAUUAAGUUUUUAAAUUAUGUCGUCACUAAGCAUAAUAUCUAUUGCUUACUUGUUAACACCGCUGUGUAACUGUUUUCUUUAUUUUUUUGUAAUCUUAUAACGUUGAGUAGCGAGCAUGAUGAUUUUUUUUUUGUUUUGUAUUUUUUUUUUAAUAAAUUUAUUUAACACUU
This is a messenger RNA of Nymphalis io (European peacock), 3413 nucleotides long. RefSeq names its product methenyltetrahydrofolate synthase domain-containing protein (gene lost). Gene Ontology annotation, molecular function: nucleic acid binding. Bases 162 to 1757 code for a protein of 531 amino acids. The transcript is spliced from 16 exons. Gene Ontology annotation, cellular component: cytoplasm. The record is from RefSeq and is a predicted model, not a curated record. NCBI's taxonomy places the organism in Eukaryota, Metazoa, Arthropoda, Insecta, Lepidoptera, Nymphalidae.